This is a messenger RNA of Trypanosoma grayi, 3183 nucleotides long. RefSeq lists its product as hypothetical. The record is from RefSeq and is a predicted model, not a curated record. NCBI's taxonomy places the organism in Eukaryota, Euglenozoa, Kinetoplastea, Trypanosomatida, Trypanosomatidae. The coding region runs from base 1 to 3183 and encodes 1060 amino acids. The transcript has a single exon.
AUGAGACGAUUUUACAGAUUAACAUGUGACUCGCUGUUGAGGCGUGUGGCUUUGCGCGGUCUGACGAAUGCAUCAUCGAAGACGCCUCCUCCGCCAGGAAUGAUUUCUGCGACUUCCACGCAGGCUUUCCCAUCCGCCACUCUGGCUGAAGCGGGCGAAUCGGGGAAGACUGUAUUGAUUUCAGAUGUAUCCGCUGAUCUUCAGUUUCUGCAAAAGCGAUGGGAGAGGGAAUUUCGUGUGUGCAUCUACAGUGGCCCGACAGCCGUCAUCGAGGUAGGGACAGCUGAUACACAAACCUGGACGCCUUUAGUCACUGUAGAUGCAGCUAGACUGCCGUGGGACCUCGUAAGAACGGUGGAAAAUACCUUGGCACCUUCUCCCAAUUCUGCUACUGCUGCUGCUGUUGCUAAUGACAAUGUCGGGGGGCAAGGCUUGACUGUCGUGGACCUGCGUGAUCGAGCCGAAGACACCGCUGUGGCACAGCAAAUAGUGGCAGAGCGAUAUCCAAGACUGCGGCUGCAUGUGGACCAUUCCAAAGGAACGGACCUUCAGGGAACGGUGACACACACGGUUUCGGUGGCACUCCAACAUCGUGACGCAGACGAAAAUCUCUCUGAAGAAGAGAGAAAGGCGAAGGAGUCCUUCUUUGGAGAGUCUAUUGGUUCUAGUUUCAGUUGCACAGCGCGGCGGGCACUUCGUGAGGCGUUUGACGCGACUGGCUUGCCGCCCCCUCCGCGGCAAUUGGAGCGCGACCGAGUGAGCAGCGAGAUGGAGACCUUCUUGGAUGUAGUUAGGAACGCUACAAGCGAGGAAGUCGGCGUCAUUCCACUCUUGCUCGAGGAUGAUCAAGUGAGGGUAGCUGUGCAGUCAGGUAACGGGCGCCAGAUAAGCGCAUUGCAUGGACGGCGUGAGGAUGCCUUGUCGAUUCUUCUCGCAUGUGUGGAGAGGGCGGCGGAGAAUGUGAACAGUAUCGCCACCGAGGAGGCACGAAAGCGCAUAGCGGACCAUCCAGUUGUCCUGGCCCUGCCGCUUAAAGGGCUUCGCCCCAAGGAGAUUCUGCGCCGAUUGCUGCUUCACAAAUACGGGCUGACAGAGAAGCGGGUCCGCAUCGUGACUUCGCAGCUGAGCGGCGGUACGUUCACCACAACCGUUGAUGCGGAGCUGCAGUGGUCCGAGCAGCUGUGCGCUGGGCCGAGCGUUGCCGUCACACUCGCAAGGUCGGCAGGUAUGAGCAAAAAGGCCGCAGAGGAGCUUGCCUGCAUAACGGCAGUGCAGCGCUGCUUCCCACGCAUUUUUGAAGAGCAGCUCUCUUACCACACAGAGGUGCGGGAAGUUAUGAAUUCUAAAAGAGCUACAAACCGGGAUUCCAUUUGCCCUCACGUGUCGAAGGGUCUGCUGGUACAGCUGCGGUGGGCUGCUCAGUGCCAAGGGAAGCAGGUCCUUCUCGAUGCCCUGCAGUUGCUCCCGAACUCUGAAAACGAGGCUCUUGGGAUACGAACGACGAGAGCGCUCUGGGCGACGCAGCUCUUUCUUGUGGAUGAGAAGGGCGCCCGUGAGUUUAUCUGCAUGGCGCUGGACCCGAAGAAAUCUAGGAGUGAGCAGAAGGCGGUCGCCGCAACUCUUUGGAAAUGCUAUAAAGAACAGUGUGCCGACGGCAUAGACUACGCGAUGGACAAUGGGCUCAUUGAUAAGAACGGCGACGUUGCCUCCUGUGAGGGAAUAUCAUCGUCGGAACCGCUGCCGAAGAGUACCUAUGAUCUGGCGGCUGAAUUUGAUCCGUUUAUUCCAAAUUUGCAACUACUACCGUCCCAGCCUAUUUAUGUUCCUUAUCGGCAAUCGCUACUGAGUCUGUUCCGUCGAGGCGCUCAGUUGUAUGUGGAACUUUUAAAUGAGAGAUGCGUGAAUGACGGAGACUGCAUCUCGAAUGACAUCAACAACAGUACUACCAGACAGUUGGUUGAAAAUACGGAGAGGAUCACGGCAGACGGCUCAUUCAGAACGCAGCUGGUCAUCAAAACAAGAACAGGGGAUGGUGGUAGCGAUGAAGAGGCGCUACUGGGGGAGGCGGCCCAUUCAUCGACAGCCAUUGCUUCCAUAUUCGGUGCCUUGAAGAGUCUGUUUGAGGAAGGGGGUGUCAUUGCAAAUGCAUCCAAGGGAGACCGUCAAGUACAAGAGAUCUACAGGGAUACGUGGGAACGUGUGACUGCCCUACCUCCGUUCCCAAUGGAGCUAUCUGCACCAACGCCAUUGGAGACUACUGCUCAGUGCGUGAUGAUGAAAUAUGGUUUGCUUUCGGAGCUACACAUUUCCGGUGGUGGCAAGAUUGUCAAUGUGCAGCUGUUGGGCCGGAGCCCUGCUUCGGUUGGUACUGACAUGCUGCACACCCGACCACAAUUUUUUCUGGGGCAUGGUCGAGGGAGCUCUAUUUUAAAAGCCGUUGUGUCGUGUUGCAGGCGCAUCUUCAACACACACUUUCAACCUGAGAUGGAUGCUGUUGGUCGUGACGUCGCCAUUUCGAGUGCUUUGAAAUCCGGACAGGUGCAGGUGCUACUUCGUGGGACUUCCAUUCUCGCGCAGCGGGCAGCAGAUGUACUGAGAGAGCUCACGGAAAAUAAGGCUGUGUCAGCGGCAGCGUCCAUGUGCGUCAAGAUGGACAUUCGAUUGCUAUCAUCGGAGGUGGUGUACGAGGGUCAACUGCAUGUUGUGGAUGGGACAAAGGUGGUUGAACUGGAGCGGACGCCUCCGCUACCAGAUUUGAUGAUUUCCCUGCGUCAUUUGACAGAGAGCGUCGCUCGUGAGGUGGGCGGCCCUCCUCUCGAUGUUGAUGCCAUGAGGCGACAGUACACUGGGACACUUCAGUACAACAGCUUGGAACAGCUACUCCGCGUGCUAUAUGGCCUCCCACUUGUCGAAGAGACGGUGCUAAAGGAUCAACACUGGCAUUGCCACCUUAGCGUGCACCUCUUCGACGAAUUCUAUUGCUCUAUCGGUCUCUCCGCCAGCACGAAGAAGAAGGAUGCGGUGGAGACAGCAGCAGCGAGGGCAAUGGAACACUGUUUCGGGUCGAUCACAAAAGGCGUGGAUCCACGGGUGCCACAGAUCACAACGGGGACGAUUUGCACAGAGAAAUACAUUGGGUUUGUUUACAGAAAAUCAAAUGACGCGAGCACACCCCGUCAGUAG